Molecule: messenger RNA, 2539 nt
Organism: Dipodomys ordii (Ord's kangaroo rat)
Lineage: Eukaryota; Metazoa; Chordata; Mammalia; Rodentia; Heteromyidae
Gene: Cog4
Product: component of oligomeric golgi complex 4
Exons: 17
Coding region: 12-2180 (722 amino acids)
Source: RefSeq, a predicted model, not a curated record
UAGGAACCAAGAUGGCUGAUGUGGCUUCUCUUCCCAAGUCCGGAGUGCCUCCGCCGCCCGAGGGGGUGGGAGGAGGCGGCUGUUCUGAAAUCUCUACCGAGCUCAUUCGUUCCCUGACCGACCUGCAGGAGCUGGAGGCUGUGUACGAACGGCUCUGCGGCGAGGAGAAAGUGGUGGAAAAAGAGCUGGAUGAUCUUUUGGAACAGCAAAACACUAUUGAAAAUAAGAUGGUCAAUCUCCACCGAAUGGGUCCCAAUCUGCAGCUGAUUGAGGGAGAUGCUAAGCAGCUGGCUGGAAUGAUCACCUUUACCUGCAACCUAGCUGAAAAUGUGUCCAGCAAAGUCCGUCAACUUGACCUGGCCAAGAACCGUCUCUAUCAGGCCAUUCAGAGAGCUGAUGACAUCUUGGACCUGAAAUUCUGCAUGGAUGGAGUUCAGACUGCUUUAAGGAAUGAAGAUUAUGAGCAGGCUGCAGCCCACAUUCAUCGAUACUUAUGCCUAGAUAAGUCAGUCAUUGAGCUCAGCCGACAAGGCAAAGAAGGAAGCAUAAUUGAUGCCAAUCUGAAAUUACUUCAAGAAGCUGAGCAACGUCUCAAAGCCAUUGUAGCAGAAAAAUUUGCCAUAGCUACCAAGGAAGGGGAUUUGCCCCAGGUGGAACGUUUCUUCAAGAUCUUCCCACUGUUGGGUUUGCAUGAAGAGGGAUUAAGCAAAUUCUCAGAAUACCUCUGCAAGCAGGUAGCCAGUAAAGCUGAGGAGAACUUACUGUUGGUGCUAGAGUCGGACAUGAGUGACCGAAGAGCUGCAGUCAUCUUUGCAGACACACUCACUCUCCUGUUUGAAGCUCUUCUUAUUCCUUCGGCUCUGUGUUUCAGGGAACUGGACCCCAUCCUUACUGAAGUCACUCUAAUGAAUGCCCGCAGUGAGCUGUACUUACGCUUCCUCAGGAAGAGAAUCAGUUCAGAUUUUGAGGUGGGGGACUCCAUGGCCUCCGAAGAAGUAAAGCAAGAGCACCAGAAGUGCCUGGACAAACUGCUCAAUAAUUGCCUACUGAACUGUACCAUGCAAGAGCUAAUUGGCUUAUAUAUUACCAUGGAAGAGUACUUCAUGAGGGAGACUGUUAAUAAGGCUGUGGCCCUGGAUACCUAUGAGAAGGGCCAGUUGACAUCCAGCAUGGUGGAUGAUGUCUUCUACAUCAUUAAGAAGUGCAUUGGGCGGGCUCUCUCCAGCUCUAGCAUCGACUGUCUCUGUGCUAUGAUCAACCUCGCCACCACUGAACUGGAAGAUUACUUCAAGAAUGUUCUGCAUAACAAGCUACGGAUGGGCUUCCCAGCCACCACCUUACAGGACAUCCAGCGCGGGGUGACCAGUGCUGUGAGCAUCAUGCACAGCAGCCUUCAGCAGGGAAAAUUUGACACCAAAGGCAUUGAGAGCACUGACGAGGCCAAACUGUCCUUCCUGGUGACUCUGAACAACGUGGAAGUCUGCAGUGAAAACAUCUCCACUCUCAAGAAGACUCUGGAGAGUGACUGCACCAAGCUCUUCAGCCAGGGCAUUGGAGGAGAGCAGGCUCAGGCCAAGUUUGACAGCUGCCUUUCUGAGUUGGCUGCAGUGUCCAACAAAUUCCGAGACCUUUUGCAGGAAGGGCUGACGGAGCUCAACACCACAGCAGUCAAGCCACAGGUUCAGCCUUGGAUCAACACCUUUCUCUCCGUCUCUCAUAACAUCGAGGAGGAAGAAUUCAAUGACUAUGAGGCCAAUGACCCCUGGGUACAGCAAUUCAUCCUAAACCUGGAGCAGCAAAUGGCAGAAUUCAAGGCCAACCUGUCUCCAGUCAUCUAUGACAGCCUGACCGGCCUCAUGACAAGCCUUGUCGCCGUCGAGCUGGAGAAAGUGGUGCUGAAAUCCACCUUCAACAGGCUGGGUGGUCUGCAGUUUGACAAGGAGCUGAGGUCACUCAUUGCUUAUCUCACAACUGUGACAACUUGGACUAUCCGAGACAAGUUUGCCCGGCUUUCCCAGAUGGCUACGAUCCUCAAUCUGGAGCGGGUGACAGAGAUUCUAGAUUACUGGGGUGCCAACUCUGGCCCUUUAACUUGGCGCCUCACUCCUGCUGAAGUGCGCCAAGUGCUGGCUCUGCGCAUAGAUUUCCGCAGUGAGGACAUUAAGAGGCUGCGCCUGUAGAUGAUAGGGGGAGUCCACCUGGCUCUUCAAAGCUCAGGGCCUACUCCCUGAGUAGCCCCAGACAAACGGGUGAGCUCCCAGCACAGACUGUACCACUGCUGAGAGCCAGAAAACAAGGCCUGGCCACCCCCUCAGACCUGACUGGGUGGGACUUUAGAACAACCUGUCCCCAUUGAGAGAAGUGGGAGAGCCAGGGCAGACAGCAGACAGCCGUCAGCGUUCCCGCCCCUGGGCCUUCUCACUCUCACACUACAGCAAUGGCACUGCCCCUGCCAGCCUUGGAGAGCAUCCGGGGACUUGGAAUUGGGUUUCACUUCAAGGCGAGGUUGAUGCUAAUGAAUAAACAUCAGAAUAAGACA